Molecule: messenger RNA, 546 nt
Organism: Daphnia carinata
Lineage: Eukaryota; Metazoa; Arthropoda; Branchiopoda; Diplostraca; Daphniidae
Gene: ND-B15
Exons: 3
Coding region: 81-437 (118 amino acids)
Cellular component (GO): mitochondrion
Source: RefSeq, a predicted model, not a curated record
CUAACAUUAGUAUAUCCAUAUUCCAUAACCUUACUCUGAAAGCAGAAUAACUCGCAUUUGUUUGGCAAAUUUAGUGGAAAAUGGCGGAUAAAGCAGGUAAAGGCAUCCCAGUUUUACCUGAAACCGAAGCAGCAGCUGCCCGAGCAAAGCUAAGAAAUGCGUUAAAAGCUGAAUUUCGCAAGCAAGUAACUCAUCCCUACGUCCACAGUGAACCUGGCGUCAUCUUCGAUCCAGCAGUCCAGCGAUUCUCGUCCAUGAAGGUUUCAAAUUUUGAUUUUUUCAGAGUUACACCAAAAACUACCCAAUAUGGUCUUGUCCCGCUGGUUGGGUUAAUCCUUGGAUUUGCUUGGAUUUUUCAGUCCAAACGAAAUGAACAAGAAGCCAAGCUAAGAACAGGUCAGGUGUCCUAUGCAGACAGGAUGUUUAAGUUUAAUUAGUUCAAAUAAGCUCACACUAGUACAUAGUAAUUGCUAAAGAAGCUUAUUUGAUCUUAGUCCUGUUUAAAUUCUGUACUGCAUCUAUUGUAAUAAAUGGGAAUGAGAUGUA